AUGCCUGGCUUCAAUGUCCCCAGCUUUGGUAAUGUAUCCACCACCAUCACCUCCAGUGCUCCAGCAUUCAACAUACCAGCCACAGCUCCUCCUGUUCCUGGCUUCAGGUCCCCUGCACCAUGCUUUGGUAUGUCUGUUGACAAAUGUGUACAUGCACUCAAUGGGCCAUGGGAUGUACCUGCCAUUAUCCCCAGUACUCCAGCCUUCACUACACCGGUCACUGCCCCUCCUGGAUCACCUCCCAACAUGCUCACCUCGAACAAUAUAGUACCCAGUGUACCUUAUGCACCUGAUGCACCAGGCAAUACUGGUUCAAAUUCUGGACCCAUCUCACUUACCUACAACAAUGUACCUAGGCCCAUAGUUUUGCUUAUGCAAGGGAACAUUCACACUGUUGCUGGUCAUGUGCACAAAUGUAAACAGUGA
Messenger RNA from Serpula lacrymans var. lacrymans S7.9, 426 nucleotides. RefSeq lists its product as uncharacterized. The record is from RefSeq and is a predicted model, not a curated record. The coding region runs from base 1 to 426 and encodes 141 amino acids. The transcript is spliced from 3 exons. NCBI's taxonomy places the organism in Eukaryota, Fungi, Basidiomycota, Agaricomycetes, Boletales, Serpulaceae.